CUUUGAUCAUCGACCUUUUUUAUGGGAGUUGAAACAAUUACUAUCGCAUUUAUUGUGCAAUGGAUGGUGAUAGCAAUUUGGGUGGAGGUGAGCUGCAGUGGGCGGAUUGGCUGGCCAUUGGAAUUAUGCUUGCCAUAUCGGCUGGCAUCGGUAUUUAUUAUCGUUUCUCCGGGGGCAGACAGAAGACCGCCGAGGAGUACUUCGCAGCUGACAGAUCCACCAGCUCCUCCAUGAUCGCGAUAGCCAUGAUGGUUGCAUGCUUCUCCGCAAUAUCUCUUCUUGGAACCACUGGUGAAGUUUACAGUAAUGGAGCCAUUUUUAUUCUGAUGUUCGGUGGAAUUUUCACAGCCACGCCGAUCAUCGCUUAUCUCUAUCUUCCGGUGUUUUAUGAACUCAAGACUCUCAGUGUUUUCGAGUAUUUGGAGAGACGAUUUGGCCCGACUGCCAGACUCACCGCCAGCAUAUCGUACUUCAUUCAGUACAUUCUGUUCAAUGGGGUUGUCAUAUAUGCUCCUUCGUUGGCAUUGGAAGCAACAACGGGGCUUAAUGGAACAAUGAGCAUUCUUCUCAUCGGUUUUAUCUGCACCUUCUACUCUACCAUUGGCGGCAUCAAGGCUGUCAUCAUUACUGACCUCUUGCAGGCUGCUCUAAUGUUCACUUGUGUCUACUGCGUUAUUGGUGUUGCUGCCAGUGAACUCGAUGGCGGAUUGUGGGGGGUGUGGGCAAGUGCGCAGGAUGGGGAGCGACUCAAUUUUAAUCAUUUUGAAUGGGAUCCAACAGUCCGACAUACCUGGAUGUCUCUAUGUAUAGGCGGAAUGUUCUGGUUCCUUAUUAUGCUCGCAACUAGCCAAGUUCAAGUGCAGCGCAUGCUGACAGCCAAAUCACUGGGAGCCGCUCGCAAGGCCAUGUUCCUCAACGUUAUCCUGUCAGUCUCCCUGGGAUCCGUUGUAGGAUUCUCAGGCCUCGUUCUUUACGCAUAUUACAAAGACUGCGAUCCGGUUACAGCAGGCAAAAUCAAAUCCUACGACAUGAUAAUGCCGUAUUUUGCGAAAGACCGGAUGACAAGGAUACCAGGUCUCACUGGACUCUUCAUAUCGGGAAUAUUCAGUGCAAGUUUGAGCACCGUAGCCGCCAUGCUUAAUUCACUGGCUGCUAUGGCACUCGCGGAUUAUCUCAAUCCCCUAUUUCGCAGGUGUGGCGCCGAGUUGGAUGACAAUAAAGCAGCUACUUAUGGAAAAAUAAUGGCACUCCUGAUUGGGAUCAUCAGUUUGGGGAUUGCAUUUCUCGCUUCGACAAUGGGUUCUCUACUUCAGGUGGCUGUAGCCAUUAAUGGGGCUAUUGGGGGUCCACUCCUUGGAUUUUUCACCCUGGGGAUGUUCUUUGAAUCUGCUAAUGAGACUGGAGCUGUUGUUGGAUUGGUGCUGGCAUUGGUGGGCAGUAUGAUUACGGCUUUUUCGAUGAAACCGCUCACCCCGGUUCUACCCAUGUCCAUCGAUAAAUGCGUCAAUGCCACGUUGAUUACUACAGCACAAACUCCAACGGAUGAUCCGUCCACGUAUUUCAUCAUGAAUCGACUCUCCUACCUCUGGUAUCCACCACUCGGCUGGAAUAUGGCGGUUACCUUCGGAUCCAUAGCUAGUUUCAUCGUUUCAAAAUGCUCAAAGGUGUCACCACCAAUUUUAGAUCCCAGUCUGUUCACACCAAUACUUGCGGCCAGGAUUCGACGACGGAGGGAGAAGGAGGCUGCUGAGGGGAGCCAAGUUUUUGUUCUUGACACCAAGAGCUUUGAUAGGGAAGCGUUGUAAUUGAUUACUUUCUCGAAGAGACAAGUCUAUCAUAAUUUACCUCUUAAUUUUCAGGAGAUUUCAUCUAAUUUUGGUAGAGAAAGCGGUAAAUUUGGCAAGAAUUACAAUAUUCUAUUGAAAAAUUCUGUUUGAAAAAAAUUGACAUUUCAGAUUUCAUUGAAAACUGAAUGAAAUGUUAAUUUGUUUAGCAACAGCAAGACGAGAAUUCUUAAAGUUUUGAGCAGAACGAAUAUUCAGUAGAAAAUUACGCUGCAUUUUCAAUUAUUUGUCAACUUACGAAUAUAUUUCCCUGAAUUUUCAAUGACGAAAUUCCUUAAAGUCUCAGCGGUACUAUAAUAUGGUAAAAAUUUCCAAGAAGUGCAGCGGAAAUGCCAGCCAAAAAUUCGUAACAAUGUAGUAAAAUUCCUGAAAGGGACAAUUUUAAAUGGAAAUGUUUCCUCA
This is a messenger RNA of Diachasma alloeum, 2246 nucleotides long. Its product is annotated as putative sodium-dependent multivitamin transporter. The transcript has 7 exons. NCBI's taxonomy places the organism in Eukaryota, Metazoa, Arthropoda, Insecta, Hymenoptera, Braconidae. The coding region runs from base 60 to 1805 and encodes 581 amino acids. The record is from RefSeq and is a predicted model, not a curated record. Gene Ontology annotation, cellular component: membrane. Gene Ontology annotation, molecular function: symporter activity. Gene Ontology annotation, biological process: transmembrane transport; sodium ion transport.